CACACACACACACGGUUAGCGUCCAAAUGUACUAGUGGUUCCGCUUGGCUUCUCAAAUCUGCAGACGAUCACUAGUUGCCGAGGAAGACGAGAGGUGGAGAAAUGUAUCCGGCCUCAGCUUCCUCCAUUUUCAUUUCACCUCCAUCAGUCAACUUGCAAAGAAGACCUGCAUUGCCUUCCAUCAAAUCUUUCCCGUCCAAAAAUUCUUCGAAAUCAUUUCCUUUCCAUCACUCUCCUCCGAAAACCCUAAGAUGCUUCUCUCGGAAACAAGCCACGGAAGAAUUCGAAAGGCUCUUCUCGAAUUUGAACCAAGCAACGAUGAAAAGAGAGCCAGGCAGCAUAACCAGCGCCAUCUUUCUGGUGGCUGGAACCACGGUAGGCGCGGGUAUACUAGCAAUCCCUGCGGUUACACAAGAAGCUGGCUUUCUGGCCUCCGCAAUAACAUGCAUCCUUUGUUGGAUUUAUAUGGUGGUGACAGGAUUAUUGAUUGCUGAGGUAAAUCUGAACACAAUGUGCGAGCUUGGCUCUGGAGGUGUAUCACUGAUGAACUUUAUCUCAGUUGCAAUCUGGACUCUUUCAUGUGAAGUUAAUAUGAGAAAUUAUGAAUGGAGGAAGAAUGGGGAGUAUGUUUUUUAUUCCUUAAUUGUUUUGCAUUCCCGUGCCACCAUCACUUCUAUUUUCUUCCUUGGAUUUAGAAGGGCGAUUUCAUACUUGUUGAAUUCUUUUGGGACGCGAGGUCCUAUAUAAUUUGUGAACGCAUACAAUUCGGGAGCGAUAACAGAGUAAAAUGAAGGGGGGGAUUUUAGAGUAUUUUGGCAGUGCAAGAUUGAGAGAGAGGGUGAGAGAGA
Messenger RNA from Phalaenopsis equestris, 848 nucleotides. RefSeq lists its product as uncharacterized. Gene Ontology annotation, biological process: amino acid transmembrane transport. The record is from RefSeq and is a predicted model, not a curated record. NCBI's taxonomy places the organism in Eukaryota, Viridiplantae, Streptophyta, Magnoliopsida, Asparagales, Orchidaceae. The coding region runs from base 103 to 747 and encodes 214 amino acids. The transcript has 5 exons.